AUGCAUUGCUUUUUUGCUGAGCUGGAGCCGUCUAUUCCCGUCACGGAACAAAACCUGGCAGACCGAGUUCGGUACAUCAUGCGCUCGAAAAUAUUCGAUGAUGCCGAGCUCGAACGACUACGACGUGAGGCCAUUCCCUCAUCGAAUGAAUUGGCUACGGCUGGGGAUGCGGCUUCUCAGGCGACAGACCAGCUGCCACGCGUAGAAGCCGCCAUGGAUCUUCCAGUUGUGGUUGAUUCAGAUGAUGAUGAAAUGGUCUCCCACGAACUAGAGCAAAUGAGGAGUAUAUUGGAAGAGGCAAUUUUGGAAACGCGCAGCAUGCCUCUCGAAAAUCGACCGCGACUUCCCCGCAUACCUCUAAGCAAGCGAAAUCGGGCUGUCGUGAGGGCUCUUAACCCAAUGCUGGUAACCUAUUUGGAAGCCAGCCGGGACCUUUGCGAGACGGACUCAGUUCUUUUUGGCGCCGCAGUGGCAGCUUGCCGUAUUAUUGGCGCCAGACUUCCCAUGGCUGGACGCGCUACUAAACAAAGUAGCGCCAUCCCAGCCUGGAGAAAAAGAAUUGAGGACCGUAUCGCAAAGGCAAGGGCCCUUAUCGGCAGACUGAUAAGCUUCAGGUCGGGUAAUAAUAGACCGAGGGUUGUGCGCACCGUUAGAAUGGCGUUUGCUGGGACAAAUAUCAGUUUAUCCCAGCCGGAUAUCACGCAGAAACUAACGGAGCGCAUAGACGACCUGAAGCAAAAGAUUGCUGCUUGGGGGAAGCGGAUUCGCCGAUUUACUGAGAGGUCAAGGCGGUUCAACCAGAAUCGUCUCUUCCAGAGUGAUCAGAAGAGGCUCUACAAAUCAUUGGAGCGACCAGAGGUAUGUGGAGCGGGCCCAGGACCGGACCAGGCUAACACUGUCGCAUUUUGGCGUGGCCUGUGGUCAGAGCCCGUAAACCACAGCGAGGGCCCUUGGACGGAAGUUGUGGCGAGUCAGUGUGCGAGGAUUACGCCCAUGGACCCCGUCAUCAUAACGCCGGAUGACGUAGCUGAGGCGGUCCGUAGAGCCCCGAACUGGAAAAGUCCGGGACUCGACGGACUGCAUCACUACUGGCUGAAGGGGUUCAUGGUGUGUCACGCUGUGCUCGCCCGUCAGUUUCAAGAGGCUCUCAACCAGAAGUCGCUCCCUAGCCUCUUCACUACUGGGAUCACUCAUUUGGUUCCUAAAGACCAGGUCAGGCAACCCAGCGAGAGGAUGGCGUUUGCUGGGACAAAUGUUAGUUUGUCCCAGCCGGAUAUAAUGCAAAAACUGACGGAGCGCAUAGACGACCUGAAGCAAAGAAUAGCUGCCUGGGGAAAGCGGAUUCGGCGAUAUACCGAGAGGUCGACACGGUUCAACCAGAAUCGUCUCUUCCAGAGUGAUCAGAAGAGGCUCUACAAAUCAUUGGAGCGACCAAAAGUAAGGGGAACGAGCCCAGCACCAAAUCAGGCUGACACGGUCGCAUUCUGGCGCAGCCUGUGGUCAGAGCCCGUAAACCACAACGAGGGCCCUUGGACGGAAGUUGUGGCGAGUCAGUGUGCGGGUAUUACGCCCAUGGACCCCGUCAUCAUAACGCCGGAUGACGUAGCUGAGGCGGUCCGUAGGGCCCCGAACUGGAAAAGUCCGGGGCUUGACGGGCUGCAUCACUACUGGCUGAAGGGGUUCAUGGUGUGUCACGCUGUGCUCGCCCGACAGUUUCAAGAGGCUCUCAACCAGAAGUCGCUCCCAAGCCUCUUCACUACUGGGAUCACUCAUUUGGUUCCUAAAGAUCAGGGUGCCACAGACCCGAGCAAAUACCGCCCCAUCACGUGUCUACCGACCUAA
Parnassius apollo (apollo) is the source of this 1842-nucleotide messenger RNA. The record is from the annotation of a GenBank genome assembly. NCBI's taxonomy places the organism in Eukaryota, Metazoa, Arthropoda, Insecta, Lepidoptera, Papilionidae.